This is a messenger RNA of Prunus dulcis (almond), 1691 nucleotides long. Its product is annotated as transcription factor TCP20. The coding region runs from base 206 to 1138 and encodes 310 amino acids. The record is from RefSeq and is a predicted model, not a curated record. NCBI's taxonomy places the organism in Eukaryota, Viridiplantae, Streptophyta, Magnoliopsida, Rosales, Rosaceae. Gene Ontology annotation, cellular component: nucleus. Gene Ontology annotation, molecular function: DNA-binding transcription factor activity; sequence-specific DNA binding. The transcript is spliced from 2 exons.
AGUAAAAAAAAAAAAACCAAACCCAGUCUACCUAGAGUUAAAUUUUGACAAUGGGGUACAUUGGGAUUUUAAUAUUUUUUUGGUUUUGUCUUCUCAUUCUUUGCCAAAAACAGUGAAAACUCAUGAAAGUCUAGGACUUUUCAGGUCACCUUCUUCAAUCAAAGAGGACCCCUUUCUCUUUUUGCCUUAUUUUUUUUCCCUGUUCAUGGAUCCCAAGGGCUCAAAGCAGACACAAGAGAUACCCAGCUUCUUGAGCCUCCCACAGCCUCAACAGCAGCAACAACAACAACAGCAGCAGCAGCAGCAGCAGCAGCCCAACAUGAGUGAGAACAAACCUGCUGAAAUCAAAGAUUUCCAGAUUGUGAUUGCAGACAAAGAAGAGGGGAAGAAGCAGUUGGCGCCCAAGAGAAGCUCAAACAAAGACAGACACACAAAGGUUGAAGGCAGGGGAAGGAGGAUACGGAUGCCUGCUCUGUGUGCAGCAAGAAUUUUUCAAUUGACCAGAGAAUUGGGCCACAAAUCUGAUGGGGAAACCAUACAGUGGCUUUUGCAGCAGGCCGAACCGUCGAUAAUUGCAGCCACCGGGACCGGUACGAUACCAGCAUCGGCUUUAACAGCGGCAGGAGGCUCUGUUUCACAGCAGGGGACUUCUCUAUCAGCUGGAUUGCACCAAAAGAUUGAUGAAUUGGGGGGGUCCAGUAUUGGGUCAGGGAGUAGGACCAGUUGGGCAAUGGUAGGUGGGAAUUUGGGGAGACCCCAUGUGGCCACUGGGCUAUGGCCCCCUGUCAGUAGCUUUGGUUUCCAGUCAUCAUCUGGUCCAUCAACAACAAAUCUGGGCAGUGAGAGUUCAAAUUACAUGCAAAAGAUUGGCUUUCCUGGCUUUGACUUGCCUGUCUCCAACAUGGGUCCUAUGAGUUUCACCUCAAUUUUGGGUGGUGGGAGUAACCAACAGCUUCCUGGCUUGGAGCUUGGGUUGUCUCAGGAUGGUCAUAUUGGGGUUUUGAACUCACAAGCCUUGAGCCAGAUUUACCAGCAGAUGGGGCAUGCUAGAGUACACCAGCACCAGCACCAGCACCAGCACCAGCACCAGCACCAGCAACCCCCUGCUAAGGAUGACUCUCAAGGCUCAGGACAGUAGAACAUUUGGUCACAUUAGAUUCUGUGAAAUUUGGGAGGGACAUGCAAGCAGUAGCAUUUUGUUGGGAGACUGAGUUUGUUUUUGGUAAUGGUAUUUGUAUUGUAUAAUUGGAAAAGAAAAAAAAAAGGUGAGGAAAGAGAUACUUGAGAGAGUUCAAUAGGGACUGGAUUUGUUUUGCCCCUUCUUUUUCUCCACUGCAUGACUCAAGUCUCCAUAUACAGGUGGGAUUUUGCACGGUCAAAUUGUUUGGGUUUGGACUUAGCUGCUGCUUUAAUUCAGAGGUGUGUUGAUUAUAGUGUAAGGCAUCUUUAAUUAUUUUGUUCUUCACUGGGUGUGGAUGAAGUGGUGCUCAGUUUGUUUGUGAAAAUUUAAACGUAGAGUUCUAUAGUCAUACUUAUCCAAUUUCUUCAUAGAUCUACUAAAGGGUUCUUAGUUAUCUAAGAUCUUCAUUAUGUUCUGGGGCAAUUACCUAUCCAAUUAUCUAUCUUACUACUACUACAUGCAAAUUAAUUGCUCUCUCAUAUCACUUCCAAAGAACACCUCUCUGGACCAA